ACUACUACAAGGGAAAGAAGCAGUUAUACACCCUCGAGAAUGGUGAAAUUCCAGGCAAAAUUAUAAAACCAUUUUUUUUCUCUCUCUGUCCAAACGGCAGAUCAGAUCCAUUCUUCAACAAAUCCCCUUUUCAGUUUCAGUUUUUCUCGAGGAUCCCGUGAAACGACAUGGCGAUGGUGGACCAGCCUCUGUAUCCGAUUGCCGUUUUGAUCGACGAGUUGAAGAAUGAGGACAUUCAGCUGCGCCUCAACUCGAUCCGAAGGCUCUCCACGAUCGCGCGCGCGCUCGGCGAGGACCGCACGCGGAAGGAGCUGAUUCCGUUCCUCAGCGAGAACAACGACGAUGACGACGAAGUGCUCCUCGCAAUGGCCGAGGAAUUAGGUGUCUUCAUUCCCUACGUCGGAGGCGUUGAGCACGCCAACGUGCUUCUUCCUCCCUUGGAGACGCUCUGCACCGUUGAGGAAACCAGCGUCAGAGACAAGUCGGUGGAGUCGCUGUGCAGAAUUGGAGCUCAGAUGAGAGAGCAAGACUUGGUUGAAUACUUGAUUCCUUUAGUUAAGAGGCUGGCUGCUGGUGAGUGGUUCACGGCACGGGUUUCAUCGUGUGGUUUGUUCCAUAUUGCUUACCCUAGUGCACCCGAGGCGGUGAAGACUGAACUGAGAGCCAUAUAUGGGCAGCUGUGUCAGGAUGAUAUGCCCAUGGUUAGGAGAUCUGCGGCCACAAACUUGGGAAAGUUUGCCGCUACUGUUGAAGCUCCUCACUUGAAAUCUGACAUCAUGUCUGUGUUUGAGGAUCUCACACAUGAUGAUCAAGAUUCUGUUCGGCUACUUGCUGUUGAGGGUUGUGCAGCUCUGGGGAAAUUGUUGGAACCUCAAGAUUGCGUGGCACAUAUUCUUCCUGUCAUAGUCAAUUUUUCUCAGGAUAAGUCAUGGCGUGUUCGUUACAUGGUUGCUAAUCAACUAUAUGAGCUAUGUGAAGCUGUUGGUCCUGACCCCACCAGAUCAGAAUUGGUCCCUGCAUAUGUUCGUCUGCUGCGUGAUAAUGAGGCUGAAGUACGUAUUGCUGCUGCUGGGAAAGUAACUAAGUUUUCCCGCAUAUUAAAUCCCGAUCUUGCGAUUCAGCAUAUUCUACCAUGUGUGAAGGAGUUAUCAACUGAUUCUUCUCAACAUGUUCGCUCUGCACUGGCUUCUGUUAUAAUGGGUAUGGCACCGGUGUUAGGGAAGGAUGCCACAAUCGAGCAACUUCUGCCUAUUUUCCUUUCUCUUUUGAAAGACGAGUUUCCUGAUGUCAGGCUAAAUAUUAUCAGCAAGCUUGAUCAAGUGAACCAGGUUAUUGGUAUUGAUUUGUUAUCUCAGUCUCUGUUGCCAGCCAUAGUAGAACUAGCUGAGGAUCGGCACUGGAGAGUUCGACUUGCAAUCAUAGAAUAUAUACCCUUAUUGGCAAGCCAGUUGGGUGUUAGUUUUUUUGAUGAUAAGCUUGGAGCUCUUUGCAUGCAAUGGCUAAAGGACAAGGUAUACUCAAUCCGUGAUGCGGCUGCUAAUAACAUCAAACGCUUGGCAGAAGAAUUUGGACCGGAUUGGGCAAUGCAGCACAUUAUUCCCCAGGUUUUGGACAUGGUUACUGAUCCACAUUAUCUGUAUCGAAUGACAAUCUUACAAUCAAUUUCUCUACUAGCUCCUGUUCUGGGCUCAGAGAUUUCUUCUUCAAAACUGCUCCCUCUGGUCAUUAAUGCAUCAAAAGAUAGGGUACCCAAUAUCAAAUUCAAUGUAGCUAAAGUGUUGCAGUCUCUCAUCCCAAUUGUUGAUCAGUCUGUUGUUGAGAGUACCAUUCGUCCCUGUUUGGUUGAGCUCAGUGAGGAUCCAGAUGUUGAUGUUAGGUUUUUCGCCUCACAAGCACUACAAUCUUGUGAUCAAGUCAAGAUGUCUAGCUAGAUCAGUUUGCAUGUGGUCUUUAGUUUUUUUUUUUUCUUAUAAGAUUUACAUUUUCUUCUGUAAUUGACAUGACGCCAACUUGCCCAAUCCUUUGUAUCACAUAAUUGUUGUGAUCCUGCUUUGCUUUCAUUUUAUCCGUAUCUAUGCUACCAGGUUCUUUGUAGUGAUGAAACAUUGUUCAGAAUUGAGAUGGGUUUUGACGACCACUAAUUAUAUGGUUUACCAAUGUGAAGAUUUUGUCUGAAAUUUUGAUUUACCAAUACAAUGAAUAUAUUUCGUUCUGUUUAAAAGA
Messenger RNA from Glycine soja, 2223 nucleotides. RefSeq names its product serine/threonine-protein phosphatase 2A 65 kDa regulatory subunit A beta isoform-like. The transcript has 13 exons. NCBI's taxonomy places the organism in Eukaryota, Viridiplantae, Streptophyta, Magnoliopsida, Fabales, Fabaceae. Gene Ontology annotation, molecular function: protein phosphatase regulator activity; protein binding. Gene Ontology annotation, cellular component: cytoplasm; protein phosphatase type 2A complex. The record is from RefSeq and is a predicted model, not a curated record. Bases 168 to 1931 code for a protein of 587 amino acids. Gene Ontology annotation, biological process: protein dephosphorylation.